Molecule: messenger RNA, 170 nt
Organism: Racocetra persica
Lineage: Eukaryota; Fungi; Glomeromycota; Glomeromycetes; Diversisporales; Gigasporaceae
Source: the annotation of a GenBank genome assembly
GAAGAAAUUAGAUAUGAUAAAGUAAACAAUGUAUAUACUGUGCCAAGUGUAACAACUACUAGAAAAUUUUAUACUAUUGAUCUAUCUAUUGGAACUUGUACAUGUAUUGCUGCGCUUGGAGGGUCACUUUGCAAACAUCAAGCCACCAUGGCAAUUAAGUAUCACAAAGG